UCUUUGCAUACGGGUUGAAGCUCUUUAUAGAAAUGUGGCAAGCUGGAGGGUUGAUCACUCUUCAAUCUGGGAACAAAAAUAGAGAUUUAUAAAGAUAUUAUAAAGAUGUCAUAUGUAUCCAUGUACUGAAAGAUCAGAUGUCCUAUAAUAGAUAAUCGUUAAUAUUUCAAAUCACCAUCCAACAUCAAAUAAGGCAGAAUAAGAGUUAAACACGAGACAAGAUGAAAAAGAUGCAGAAGCUCCACCCUCUUACAUCACUUACCAGGAAGUGACUGUCUUAUUUCUCCUUUCUGCCUCUUAGUGUCGACAAAAUCAUAAAAUAAUCUGCAAUCAGUGGAGAAGUAACACUUUCAAGAAGAGACAGAAGAUCUUUGUGAUUCUCAUGUUGAUUAAUUUUUGAAACCAUCAUUCAGAAAGUGUAAUCUUAGAUUGCUGGAGCUCAAACAUUGACAAUGUAUUCACUAUCUGAAGAAGAACUUUCUUGUCCCAUGUGCUGUGAAAUCUUCAAGAAUCCUGUUAUUUUAUCAUGUAGUCACAGUGUCUGUAAAGAGUGUCUUCAACAGUUCUGGAGAACCAAGGGAACUCAUGAGUGUCCUGUCUGCAAGAGAAUAUCCUCACAUGCUGAACCUCCAUGUAAUCUUGCAUUAAAAAAUGUGUGUGAGUCGUUCCUGAAGGAGAGAAAUGAAAGGCGUUCAUCUGAGGAGAUCUGCAGUUUACACAGUGAGAAACUCAAACUCUUCUGUCUGGAGGACAAACAGCCUGCGUGUGUAGUGUGCUUUACUUCACAACAACACGACAAUCAUAAAUUCAGACCCAUCAGUGAAGUGGCUUCAUCAUAUAAGGAGGAGAUCAAUACACUGCUUAAAUCCUUACAAGAGAAACUUAUACACAAAGAAAAAGUUAAAGGAGUGUUUGAAAAAACAGUUCAUCACAUCAAGUCUCAAGCUGAGCACACAGAGCGUCAGAUUAAACAGCAGUUUGACAAGCUUCAUCAGUUUCUCAGAGAUGAAGAAGAAGCUACAAUCACUGCACUGAGGGAGGAAGAGGAGCAGAAGAAGCAGAUGAUGAAGGAGAAGCUGGAGGAGAUGAACAGACACAUCUCAGCUCUUUCACACACAAUCAAAGACAUGGAGGAGAUGAUGAAAGACAAUGACGUCUGCUUUCUGAAGAAGUUUCCAGUCUCAAUGGAAAGAGUCAAGAGCUCACAGCCGGAUCCACAGAUGGCUUCUGGAGCUUUGAUUAAUGUGCCACGUUACUUGGGCAACCUGCCGUUCAGAGUCUGGAAGAAGAUGCAGGACAUCGUCCAAAACACUCCUUUGAUUCUGGAUCCAAACACAGCUCAUCCAGAUCUUGUCCUGUCUGAUGAUCUGACCAGUGUGAGAAACAGCAGGAUCAAUCAACUUGUUCCUGAUAAUCCAGAGAGAUUCGACUGGUAUCCCUGUGUUCUGGGUUCAGAGGGGUUUAACUCAGGAACACACUGCUGGGAUGUGGAGGUUAAAGAGAGUUUCUGCUGGAUUCUUGGAGUAACUACAGCAUCAAACCAAAGGAAGGGGCGUCGUUGCUUUAACACUGAUGUCUGGAGUGUGGAGUAUGAACAGGAAGGACUGUCUGAACCAUUUGGCUCUCGUAUUAAACAAAAGCUUGAUCGUGUUAGAGUGUAUCUGGACUAUGACAGAGGAACGGUGUCAUUCUCUGAUCCUGUAACUAACACACAUCUACACACAUUCACAACCACCUUCACUCACACACUCUUUCCAUUCUUUAGUUGUUAUCCCUCUCUGAGGAUCUUAGCGUUCAGUAGUCAGUAAAUGUUACUCCUGUAGGUCUGGAUCUUCCCGGUUAACAGGCGUAAGCUAGUAGGGGGUGUGUAAAUCUCACUCCCCUGAACUCAAGAGGUGUUCUAGUGACUGACGCUGGAGACAGCGGUCUUCAGCCUUCUUGUUAGAGCGCCCACCUUCCAUGCUGACGGGCCCGGGUUCACGUCCCGCUUGGAGCGGGCAGGUGCGAACUAGAGGGGCUACACAGGGAACAUUCUCAUAACUUUGUCUAAUGUUCUGAAAAGUUCUUCCAGUAACAUAAUAGACCGUUUGUUCAGUGUUAUGUAAAGGUUACCACACAAACAUUAUUUAUACAUUGUAGAAGAUUUUUUAAAUUUCCUCAAUGUUAGGAGAAAAACAUUAGAAUGACAACUAACUUCAAAUGAAUAAGACUGUGUGUGCUGUUUUAAAAGAACAUUUUGAGAACAUUUCACAACAAGUUUUGUAGCCUGUUUUGUAGCUAGCUGUUCCUAACUUUUCUCUUAAAUUAAUGGAAAGGUUAUACAAGUGUUAGAAUUAAACACUUUCAAAACAGUGUUCAGGAAAUCACUACAUAUUGUCAUUAGUAUUUGAUAAAUGUUUUUAUAAUGUUACCAGAAAACAUUUGAACAACAUUCUUCGAACAUAAAUUUAUAAAUACUUUAAAUAUUAACUUUGUAGCUUAAAAUUGGCUUAAGGCUGGAUGUUAAACAGCAAAAUCAGUGGUAGCUUGCCAACAGGAGGCGUCCUAAUGGUGUCCUCUCAUGGGCUGCGUUCGAAUCCACAUAUUUCCCUACUAUAAAGUAGGUAAAAAGCAGUAGGUGAACGAAUAAUAUGUCAGAUUCCUCAGUAUUUAUAAAUACAUGGGUGGUGUAUUAUUUCCCACAAGAUUUGGAUGCACAUAUACAAAUGCGUUCGAAUAUGCAUACCUACCUGCUAUACAGUAGGAGAAAACAUGAAGUACAUGAAAAGAGUAGUAUGUUCAAAUCCUCAGCAUUCAUAAAACAUUAGGCGAGAAAUCCCUGGAUGGCCUACUGCUCCCGCCCACUUUUCUACCGGGAGAUGAUAUGUCAUAAUCGAACACGGAGGAGAAAAGCGACAUGGGUGUUUUCAAAUGUGAGUGAACACGGUUCCUUGUGUUAAAAUCACCCAUGCCACGCUGCAUUGAUGCAGUAAUUCAUGCAAAAGGAGGCCCAACCACGUAUUGAGUGCAUAGAAAUGAACAUACUUUUCAGAAGCAUGACAUUUCUGUUUAAAAUAUCCUUUUUUAUUGAUCUUAUGAAGUAUUCUAAUUUAUUGAGUGAAAUGGUGGGUUUUUGUUAAAUGUGAGCCAAAAUCAUCACAAUUAAAAGAACCAAAGACUUAAAGUACUUCAGUCUGUGUGCAUUGAGUUUAUUUAAUACACGAGUUCCACAAUUUGAGUUGAAUUACUGAAAUAAAUGAACUUUUCCA
Molecule: messenger RNA, 3248 nt
Organism: Ctenopharyngodon idella (grass carp)
Lineage: Eukaryota; Metazoa; Chordata; Actinopteri; Cypriniformes; Xenocyprididae
Product: zinc-binding protein A33-like
Exons: 6
Coding region: 453-1808 (451 amino acids)
Molecular function (GO): protein binding; zinc ion binding
Source: RefSeq, a predicted model, not a curated record